AUGUCUCCUUCUGUUUCAGGUUCGGUUUUCCAAUUUCACAUUUCUAAACCAGAAGAAGAGGAAGGAGACGUGAGCGAAGGAGGAGGAGGAGACUUCCCGGAGCCACCGGAAGAAGCGAAGCUCUUCGUUGGAAACUUGGCUUAUGACGUUGAGAGCCAGGCCUUGGCUAUGCUCUUUGAGCAAGCCGGUACUGUUCAUCAUGCAUUGCUUAAGUUCAUGUAUGUUCUGUGCAUUGCAAUUUGCAUCCUUUGUUAUAUACAACAGGGAAACCAACCAGAGUCGUGGGUUUGGUUUUGUGACAAUGAAACAGCUGUUGAGAAGUUCAAUCGUUAUGAUCUGAACGGACGGCUUUUGACAGUAAACAAGGCAGCUCCCAAAGGAUCACGUCCCGAACGCCAACCACGGGUAUACGAAGCUGCAUUCAUAGUGUACGAAGGUAACUUCUGGUGGUAAUUUUUUUUUUUUUGGUUCUCUUCUUUGAAGCAAAGCUUGGAGUAGAGAAACACAAUCUCUGUGUUGUUAAUAAUACUACGAACAUCUUAUAAAGUGUUGUUAUGUUCGGUCCUUCUGACAUAGGUUGAAGUAAAGAUUCAAGUGUGAUGUAUAUUGAGUUUCAUUGUGCAUUUUUACUUGUAAUUAAUUUUGAACUUU
Messenger RNA from Raphanus sativus (radish), 651 nucleotides. Its product is annotated as 31 kDa ribonucleoprotein, chloroplastic-like. The record is from RefSeq and is a predicted model, not a curated record. Bases 1 to 453 code for a protein of 150 amino acids. The transcript has 4 exons. Gene Ontology annotation, cellular component: cytosol. Lineage: Eukaryota; Viridiplantae; Streptophyta; Magnoliopsida; Brassicales; Brassicaceae. Gene Ontology annotation, molecular function: mRNA binding.